Messenger RNA from Fusarium odoratissimum NRRL 54006, 5219 nucleotides. RefSeq lists its product as uncharacterized. The record is from RefSeq and is a predicted model, not a curated record. The transcript has 3 exons. Lineage: Eukaryota; Fungi; Ascomycota; Sordariomycetes; Hypocreales; Nectriaceae. Bases 1056 to 4457 code for a protein of 1133 amino acids.
CAGCGAGAAGGUCCUAAAGAACAGGCCAAGCUCUGAAAGGGAGGUCCUCCGUCUCUUAAUAGGCGGUACCUGGCACCAAGCAUCUUAGUACCAAGCCCAGGAGUCCUGGAUUGGAUUGGAUUUGGUGCCACUCAAGGUUCAUGGCCUGGUCGUACGGUGCAAAUCAAACUACCAUCCAUCCAUUUCUCUUUUCCAUUUCUUUCUCAUAUAGCCCACCACGCCCAUACCUUACUUCCUUCCACUCUGGCUCUUGCUCUUGAUGCUUUAGUAAUUUCGUUUCUUUUCUCGUCUCAAAUCUUUCCCUUUUCUCUCCUUUCCUCCAUCAGGAGUCAACCUCCUAGAAGCAGACAGACCGUGGGAUCGUCUAUUCUAAUAAAAAGAAACGAAUCUGCCUAUCAGCGAGCGAGCGCAAGAUAGACGAGUCUUAUCGCCUCAACGACUCCGGAUACCACCCGCCGAAUUGGUUGUUCUUUCAUUCACCGAAAAUCUCCGUCUUACGAGCGCCUAGAAAGCAAAAGCAAUUACAUUGUUCGAAGAUUGCCGUUGUGAGACGAUUGUGACUUUUGUUUCUGUCUGUGGAGAAGUGAUUCUGGGCCAACUUACCCAAAGUGAGUGAUGACCAAGGGCCAGCAUCACAUCGCGCAUUGCUAAAAAGCAAAGCCAGAAACAUCACAGCCCGACCUGUCGCAAAUCGCAACCGGCCGCAAGCGACCUCGCACAGUUAAACGUUUAUUCCUCAGAAAAGCGGUGCCGCACAAUUGUCUCUUCACCCUUUUCGCCCCGACAUCCUGUUUUCUCCCUCUUCUGAUUGGGUUUGAUUUUGUUCUUGCAGUCAACCGGUGCUUGACCUUAUCACAUAGCCCAUUACGAUCGCGGAGUCUUUACCUCGAUUUGCCGUUCUGGAAAUUUUUGACGUCGCAUGGAUUCCCGCCCCUUACUCUUUAAGUUCAGCCGCCCUUGACCAGCAAUUCCUCGAUCACCCAGAACCGUCGAACCAGUGCUUGUCUUACAACACAAUAACCAGAGACACCGCGAAGAAAAGGUGUCUUAUUUAAAUGUUUCGCAGAUUACGGAAAAACCAGGAUCACAAUACUACAUCGAGUCAAGGACGGGACGACGACAAGGCAAUUGCCACAAAUCUUCGAGAACUUGGCUUGGUUGGCUCACGCGCAUCCAGUCGAAGACCCCGAACUGGCACAGACUCCAAACCUUUUACAGAAGGACAGUCCAUUAAAGCCAAAUCUCUCCGCGGGCAAGACUCAGUCUCCUCCGCUGGCUCAGUGAGGUCAGGCGUUAGCAACGCUUCCCGUCGAGUUGGCAGUAUCGACAACAACGUCAUGGCUACUAACGCUGAUAGAAGUCGCUCACGACGAGAGCGCACAUUUGUGGGAAGCGAAUGUGCAGUGUGUGAAGAGCCGCUUGAACACACUCUACGCGGCGAGCGCAUCCUACAAUUUUCUUGCUCUCACGUCUCCCACGAGGCAUGCUUCUAUGAAUUCAUUCGCGAAUUCGAGUCACAAUAUUGCCCGACAUGUGACGCACCCCUCCACUUAGACACAAGUCGAGGAGGAAACGUUAUAGAUAUUGAGAAGAUUAGCAACAUGGUGCGUUCGGUCGGUACCGAUUCGAGGUCCGCUAUGACGCCAACACCAACAGCAACCCCUUGGGAUAACCAGCCAGCUCGAGCUCCCAGUGUCGAGAGCAAUCAAAGGCGUCCUAUGCAGCAACAACACGUCGGAGGCCGUGACAGCGUUGCUCGAGGUAGUAUGAGGGAUAGUCGAGAUGCCCCACUAUCAGAUCGAUAUGGUCCUUCGAGGCAUGCUCGAAGUGACAGUGAAGCCACAGGAGUUGCAUCAUCCGGCGGAUAUCCUGAGACAACACAAAGCGGACCUGCCAGACGCCAUGACUACGAUGUCCAAGCGAUGGAGACAACACCUGCAAGCCCUAGACCAAUGACCCGCAACCCUAUUCCGGCGCCGAUUGUCACUGUUCGCUCAGAGUUCCCAACAUUAAACCGGUCACGACAACAACAGACCCUUACAUGUCUGGUUACUGUCGAGGUGCCUGAUAAUAAUUGGAGGCCGGAUCCUGAAGAUUUGGGUGCUGCAGCUCCUCUGCCUCCUCCUACCACCAACCGUGCUGAGGAGGCAUAUGGCCGCCCACCAUCUCCAGCUCGCAGUGCGCCUCGUUUCUACCCAUAUGAAUCCACGGAGGUUUUGGAAGAGAUGACCGAUAGUCUGCGCAACCGCGUUGAUAAUUGGCACGGGCUGGACUUUAGCAGAUUCGGAAAAUUGAGGCUCUAUGGUACCCUCAGGGUGGGUAAGGAUAAAGUCUCAUGGCAGGAGUUGGAAUGUUUCCUCUUCGCUGAGAUGCUCAUUUGCGUUAAGGAGAAGAAAAUCCCUCAAGCACAACAGUGGGAUGAGAAUGGCGCUCCGCGCAAGACAACUCGAUGCACUCUCAAGGGCUCAAUUCUUAUUAAGAAGCACCUGAAUGAAGUAUCAGAGACGGGAAAUAUCGAUGAAAAUAUCCUGACACUCAGCCUCUCGGUUGCUGAAUUACCACAGUUCCAUCUCCGUUUCGAGAACCGCAAUCAAUUGAAGUUGUGGCAGCAAGCUCUUCUUGACCUUAACGCUGUUGAGACAUCUCCUGUACGCAGUCCCGAAUAUGAUCGCGGCGAGUCAGAAACUGACGAGGAACUUGAGUGGCAGCGUUCGCGCCCACAGAGAGUCUCUUCGGUUGCAUCCUCCUGGGGUGGCGCGAGAUCAACGACGACAGCACCCACCGACUAUACGAACUUCCCCAGAAGCCCUGCCAUGGCGAAGUCGGUCCAUGUACCCAUUGAUGUCGUCGUCGUCGUGCCCAUUUCUUCUUCUAUGCAGGGCGUCAAGAUCAACCUGGUCCGAGAUGCCCUGAAAUUUAUGGUAAACACACUUGGCGAGCGUGACCGUAUGGGACUGGUCACUUUCGGUUCAGGCGGCGGCGGCGUGCCUAUCGUUGGCAUGACUACCAAGGCCUGGCCGGGCUGGAGCAAUAUCCUGACAUCCAUCAAGCCGGUUGGCCAAAAGAGCCAUCGCGCUGAUGUCGUGGAGGGCGCCAAUGUUGCGAUGGAUCUGCUCAUGCAAAGAAAGUACAACAACCCUAUCGCAUCUAUCAUGUUGAUAAGCGAUGCGUCUACCUCAGACGCUGAUAGCGUUGAUUUCGUCGUGUCCCGAGCUGAAGCUGCUAAAAUCACCAUCCACUCAUUUGGCCUCGGGAUGACACACAAGCCUGAUACCAUGAUCGAGUUGUCAACAAGAACAAAGGCUUCUUAUACUUAUGUUAAGGACUGGAUGAUGCUCCGAGAAUGCCUCGCUGGAUGUCUAGGGAGCAUGCAGACCUUGUCUCAUCAGAACGUCAAGCUUAAGCUCAAGCUGCCCGAGGGUUCUCCUGCCAAAUUCCACAAGAUUAGUGGUGCCCUGCAAAUUACGAAGCGAGCUACGGGCAGAGAUGCGGAAGCAUCCCUCGGCGAUCUUCGAUUUGGGGACAAGCGUGAUGUUCUUGUACAACUUGUCAUUCUUCCUGACAAUACUUCCCAAGAACAACUCCCUCAAGAUCCCUGGGAUAAUAUUGUCUCGGGUCUCGAAGCACUGGGCGGCCCUAUGGACAACGACAAUGAAAGAACUCUCUCUGUCGAAGAGGUUCCAUUGAUCCAAGCAGACCUUAGCUGGGGGGAUAUCCUGCGCGAGGGUACUGUCACACAUAUGCCUCGGCCAUCUCUUCUGGCCAUCACCAUGCUUCCAGUCAGCGGAGGAUCCAAGAAGGCAUGGCAGAAUUCCCCUCCCAUCCCUCCUCACCCAAGUAUUGUUCAGCGCCGUAUGGAGCUCCUCACUUCUGACAUGCUUACCCGUGCUCUCACCCUGGUCAGCCGCGGCCAACACGACCGUGCCCACACACUAUUGAAUGAGACUCGAUCAAUUCUGAAGGGUCUCGGAAAAGGUGGACUCCCCCCCAUCCCCCCUCCAAGCAAGUCGACUCCUUCGGCUCCCUCUACUCCCCAUCCCGCGAACGACGCUUCGCCAGGUCAAUCAACCACUCCCGAUCGCAAACGCAGCCCUUCACCGCCUGCUUCGGCAAUCUCUGGUGUAAAUGGCCUCCCCUCCUCGCAAUUGGGCCGUAGCCGAUCUAACGAUGGCCUUGGACUUGGUGCUGGAAUUGACGCCAAUACUGUCGCAGCCCUUGAUGCUGAAUUAGAGAGCAGUCUGGAGUGGAUCAACCAUCCUGCUGUUUUCAGUCGCGACAGUAGAAAGGCCGUCCUGCAGGCAAUCGGUGUAAUAAGCUCCCAGCGAGCUUUCACGUACCGCACCCCUAUCGAGGGGCUAUGGGCUUGCCGCGUUAGCGGUGUCAAGAAGCUCACGGAGAAGAGUCGAGAAUGGCGUGAGGAUGGUGGCGGCGAGGGCGGAAUCACAGAAGAAUCUUGAUCUUCAUAAUCAUUAUCGCCCAUUUCCUCUUUCUUCAUUUACUGUCAUAGCCGAAAUAGCGCUCUGGUUCUAUUUUCAGCAUGACUAACGACCGAUCAUGACCAAAACAUUCAGAUGCUUCCCACGCUAUUACACAUGCAUUUGUUGCUACUGCUACUUUAUACUCGCUACUUGCUUUCUUCAGUCGAUGAAGGGAUGCAUUAUCUCUUCCGGCUUCCCUCUGGAAUUGUUCGAUACCCCUGGAAUCUACCAACUAUCUGGCGCACAUUCGACCUUAUGCUCGUAGUAUAUACCUGCUUCAUCAUCUUGCAUUAAUAGAUCUUUUUCUGAUUCGCUGCAAUCGGUCAAAUCCAACUUUACCUGUGUCCUGCGAUAUUGCCUCGAUGAUGUUCCAUGGUUCGCAUUUACUUGUGGAGUAUGUUGGAAAACAGCCUGUUACACUCCUGUCUUCUGCUGGUCCUUUUGCAUAAUGGGGUCUACUGAUGUGCUGGACAACCUUUUUCUGCCUUUCAUAUACUGCGUUUCUGGAUUAUCUGCACAUGUAAAUAGUCAUAAGCGGGAAGGGACUUAACGAAGUCGAUGCAUGAAAAUACUUAACUUGAUAUUUUACUGUUAUGACCAUUAAUUAGAAGCGACAAUCUGAGCUGUCUCGUAAACCUCCUGCCUGUUUGUUUUCGACAAUAAAUGGGGGUUAGAAAUCACUGCCUUGCAUGAAGGACCCUCCUCAUCCGCAAUAGCUUUGUCAUAGCAUCUGAAUUGGUU